Messenger RNA from Lacerta agilis (Sand lizard), 1592 nucleotides. RefSeq names its product serglycin (gene SRGN). The record is from RefSeq and is a predicted model, not a curated record. The transcript has 3 exons. Lineage: Eukaryota; Metazoa; Chordata; Lepidosauria; Squamata; Lacertidae. Bases 242 to 685 code for a protein of 147 amino acids.
AUUGCGCUGUAACCUGACAGUCUUGUUCGGGCAACUUCCUUCUUGUGCUGAGUGGUUUGAGAGCUGUAGAAUUAGGGCUCCAGGUUUUGAUGUUAGAUGCGUCACUUUUCUGUGCUCAGGAAGUUGUGACGCAAGUCAUGGGUUGGGUUUGAGGUUUUGGAAACCUUUUGUAAAGGCAAAUCACUCUCCUUGCCCUGUUUCAUUUUCAAAGUAGCAGUGACAGUUGGAAGAGUGUGGAGGCAUGCAGGCCAAAAUGCAGACGCUUGUCAGACAUAACGGGAGGAUUUUCGUGGCGCUUUGUGUAAUCCUCUUUAUGGGAUGCACAGUACAAGGGGCUCCUGUUCAGUCCGGCCACUAUGCGUGGGUCAGGUGCAGACCUGGUGCUGGUUCUGCAAAUUGCAUUGAAGAGCAAGGGCUUCGCUUUGUGAUUCCUGAUGGAAGUGCUAACAUGAUCCUCCCUCCCAUGGCUGAUCCAAUGCUAAUGAAGAAAUUUCAAGAGCACCCUGAACAUUUUCUAGUUUCUGGAGAUGAGUAUGGAUCAGGAAAUGAAAUUGAACAAGAAUAUGGGUCAGGCAUUGAAUUUGACACAGAUGAUGCCACUAUUUCUGACCAGAUCACACCUGAUCCAAACCUGAAGUUUAAACUAAAAGAUGAAGCUUUGUUUUUCCAAGAUAACAGACUGUAAUCUCUGUUAUGGCAAUCACAAUCUAAUUUCUUGCAUGCUUUUGUGUUUUAUGAUUAAGUGAAAUGACACCCAGUCAAAAGUGUUAUAAAAACUAUCAAACAAACUAUAAACGCCUUAAUUUUUUAGUGCUUCUCUUUGGUAUAAAAUGUGCUGGAUGCAAGCUUUCCCUUUUUUUAAGAUGUAAACUCACCUUCCAAAAUUUGGAAUUUCUUUUUAGUUGUCAGAAAAUAGAAUCUGAACAUAUCAGCCAUUUGUUCAAAUAGCACUUAAGUUAGGGGGAAAUACCAUUUUAAAAAAGCACCAACUUUGGUCACAUCCACAACAUAUGUUUAAAGCACAUGACUAUUCCCCAAAGAAUCUUGGGACCUGUAGUUUUGUGAAGAGGGUUGAGAAUUGCUGCUCUGUGAGGGGUAAACUGGAGUUACCAGGAUUCUUUGGGAAGCCUUGUGCUCUAAAUGUCUGGUAUGAAUGUGAAACUGGAUUAGGUAAUGGAAUGUAAGGUAAAUUUCUUCCAAAUGCCUUAUUUCCUUUUACUUGGCUUUUGACUUAGGGGUGGCUCACUCUUUUUAGCAGCCCAAGGCAAGCCAGCAAGAGUGUGCCCCAUAGCCCUUGUGUGAUUCUCAACUAUCUGAAGACACAUUCUACAUUUAGCCAAGGAGUUGGCCAUGUAAGAAGCAGUGAAAGAACCCAGACGUUUCCACUGCUUCAGGUUUGGUGGGCAUCCUUUGAAUUAUACCAAACUACGCAGUUUCCUAGUCUGUAAAACACUUUUCAAAAGUUUAAUUAGUUCGCUGUUCUUUUAAAAAAUAGACAUUCUGGAUAGUGAUGGAGAAAUCUGUCAGAUUCUCAUUGUUCCCAUCUUAAAUUCAGACCACCAGAAUUCUGCAUCAGUUUGCAUUAAAAAAGG